AUGGCAAAUAUCUCGUCGGCGCGAUUCAGGCGAGGUUUCCGAGAGGAGUGGCACCCUCGAUGCGACAGCGCGUCAUAUCGUCCAGGUCAAGGCCAAGACAUAGUCGAGCAACCGGUUUUAAUGGCCUCGUCACCAUCCGACUGUCAUGCACAUGCGUUCUGCAUCAUUUUGCAUGUGCCGAUUUAUUUCCUAACCGAAAUUCAGCCCUUUCUCGACGUAGAGGAUCGUAACCUCUGUUCUGGCCUCGAAAACAGAUUAACCACGCACUCAACUCAUUCCGGUUCGACUCAUCUCGAAAUUCGUUCCAUAUUCCCAGUUGCCUUCUCACGCAAAUAUGCCUCAUUCUCCUGGGUUCUUGUCACUCUGCAGACUGGCUCUGUUUUAGGUUGUCCUCACCAUAAACGUGCCCCUCAUGGCUCUUCCCUCAACCCCCUCAUAUCCGGCACCCCCCUACGUACUGGAAAGCUGGAAGGCUCGAUUAUCGAAAUCACCAUCCACACUACAAGGAUACCAAAAUGCAGCCCCACUGAUCCCAAACCAUCAGUGAAGACUAUCUGCAACGCUGAGACUUGCAAGGGCAAAGCUUCUCGGUAUCUGGGAGCAUGGUGAUGGGCACAAAGCUUAUCGAUACAUUGCUUUCAAAG
Guyanagaster necrorhizus is the source of this 644-nucleotide messenger RNA. RefSeq lists its product as uncharacterized. NCBI's taxonomy places the organism in Eukaryota, Fungi, Basidiomycota, Agaricomycetes, Agaricales, Physalacriaceae. The transcript has 5 exons. Bases 1 to 609 code for a protein of 202 amino acids. The record is from RefSeq and is a predicted model, not a curated record.